UGUGUGGUGUAAACUAUGAUAGUACUACUGCAGGACUGUUAUGUGCAAAUUGAAAAUGAUGUUUUGGUCCCCUUCCAUGAUCUUCAACUUCUACCACAUCUUAGAUGUUAGGACAUCCUUGCAAAAGGAAAAGGGAAAAAACAAAAACAUUCAUUGUUAGCUUUCUUUCUUGUGUUGUGGUCUUGGAGACUUGGGAGUUCUUGCAAAACAGAAUGGCGAAUGAGAAACAAUUGAAAUGGGAAGGCAAGGCUAGUGCGGAGCUCAAUGGCCCAGAAGCAGAACAAGUGUGGCCUCUUUUGGAGGACUUCUUUGGCCUGCACAAGUGGUUCCCAACUCUCACAACUUGCCUUGGUGUUGAAGGCAUAUCAGGGCAACCCGGUUGUGUGCGCUACUGCGCUGGGUUCAAGACUCCUGUUGACCAUAAGAGAGAGCAAGACCAAGACCAAGAGAAGGUGAAUUGGACCAAGCAGAAGCUGCUUUCUAUAGACCCAGCACAACUGAUAUUUAGCUAUUCUAUUAUAGAUGGGAAUGUUGGGUUCAACUCAUACAUUUCAACUGUGCAAGUGGUUCCAAAGGAAGGUGGCUGCAGCAUCGUGUGGAAGUAUGAAGUUGAACCCGUGGAGGGGUGGAAAAUGGAGGAUCUGGACAUGUUUAUUGGCACAGGCUUGCAAGUCAUGGCUAGCAGAAUGGAAGCCUCUCUCCAACUCCAAGUUGGGCCACUGGAACCAUAGAGUCAUAACUUGUCUUGCUGUCCCUUGUUGGUGUGACUUUAUUUCUCUUGGCUCAGCAUUAAUAUUGUUGCAGAAAAGGUGUUAUGUGUGUUUUUCUGUGUCUGUUUUCUUCUUCUUCUUUUUUAUUUAUUUAUUUAAAUUUAAAGAUAUGUAUGUCGAUCCAUCAACUAUGUAAAAUCCUGCAGUAAAUUUUAUUUCCUUUUGAUAUC
Messenger RNA from Prunus persica (peach), 940 nucleotides. RefSeq names its product lachrymatory-factor synthase. The transcript has a single exon. Bases 105 to 731 code for a protein of 208 amino acids. The record is from RefSeq and is a predicted model, not a curated record. NCBI's taxonomy places the organism in Eukaryota, Viridiplantae, Streptophyta, Magnoliopsida, Rosales, Rosaceae.